AAAAAACAUCAAUCGAAGAUAGGAAAGCACCAGAAAAAAAUAAAAUUGAUGCUGGGACAAUCAGAUCUGAAGUAGAAUAUACAGAAAAAUUACUUGAGGAGUAUAAAAUCGAAGAUUUUGAAGUUUUAUAUUCUUUACCAACACUUCCAAAUGUAUUUCUCCUAAAUCAUAUAGCAGAAUCUCAAUACUCACUCUGUAAUCGGGAGCACACUAGUGAUAAUGCAUAUGUAAUUCGAAAUAAGAAAACUUAUUAUUAUUACUGUCAUCGAGCAGAUCAAGAUAUGGCAACAGGUACAAGGAAACUAUCAUUAAAACUUACUUUAAAAAUAUCAAUCUUGGAACGGGAAAACAGUCUUCCACCCCCAGAAAAAAUAGAGCGACCAAGAAUUUCAGAUCUAAAUGAUCACUUU
Molecule: messenger RNA, 410 nt
Organism: Ambispora gerdemannii
Lineage: Eukaryota; Fungi; Glomeromycota; Glomeromycetes; Archaeosporales; Ambisporaceae
Source: the annotation of a GenBank genome assembly